GAAGCCCCCUUUGCUCGCCGAGCACACAAGCUUCUCAUAUUUUUCUCACGUUUCUUUUCGAGAAUUUUCUAUCGACCCCUUUCAGAAGAGAUUUUCAGAAGAAUUUCCAGGAAAAUGAGCAAAAAAUUGGGAUUUUUCGUGGUUUUAUUGCUGCUCGUCGGGGUAUUUUCUGCCCAAAUCCGGAUCCCCCUCUUCGGCGGAAUCAUCACUAUCAAUAACAAUUUCGAAAAAAAACCUACCAACAGCACUGAAAAAUUCACUGGCUCCACUGUGAAAAAUGGGUCCGUGGAGAAUUUCGAAUUUUCCACAAAACCGCCGAAAACUCCGUCCCAACAACGUCCGAAAUCGGCUGUUCUGAAUGCACUUCUCUCAAUGUUUGGACGUUUCUAGCAAAUGCGCUCUGUUGAUAAACUUUUGCGCGUCAAUUGUGGUGUCAUUGUAUUGCUUGUGUAAAUAAUUGCUUUUAAUCAGUAAUAAAAAAAUAAAUGCAAUAAUUUAUUCCAAAUCGAAAAAAAAA
Caenorhabditis elegans is the source of this 517-nucleotide messenger RNA. RefSeq lists its product as uncharacterized. NCBI's taxonomy places the organism in Eukaryota, Metazoa, Nematoda, Chromadorea, Rhabditida, Rhabditidae. The record is from RefSeq and is marked reviewed. The transcript has 4 exons. Bases 115 to 390 code for a protein of 91 amino acids.